AUGUUUCUUUUUAGUAAACUCCAACCCACUUUGCAAGCGUGUUUGUUAGAAAAGAGAGGAAGAAGAAUCCAAAGCUUUUUAAAAGUAACCUCAAUAGCUACAUUUACUGGUACAGGAAAGGACCCUGGUAUCCCAAAUUCACUACCUUUUAAGGAGCAAAUAUUGGAACACAUUAAGGAAACCAAGAAGCUCGAGUCGGAGAGGCGGUUAGCUUUAUUGCAGCAUGCUAAGAAACUUGAGAGCAGUACAGAAAAGCCAAAGAAAAAAGUUGUCAAUGUCAGCUUUUCUAAACAAUUCGCUCAUGUAAUCAAUAAGGCUGACGUUGUUAUAGAGGUUUUGGAUGCUCGGGAUCCACUUGGUACUAGAAGUAUUGACGCAGAAAACGAAGUUUUGGCUGCUGGGAAAAAACUAGUUUUACUUUUAAACAAGAUUGAUCUUGUUCCCCGUGGAGUUGUGCAGCAGUGGUUAAACUACUUCCGUAAGUGGUACACGAUUAUGCCUUUCAAGUCGAAUACGCAAGAAAAGUCCAACAGAUUGGGGAACAUUAAAGGCAAAAUACCUCGAAAUACGAAUCCUACUGUGAAAAGGGGGAAAUUGGCGCACCAUACACUCCCACCAGAAAGUGCUGCUCCGAUAGCCGAGCCAUCGAAACCGGCUAUUAUUGCCAUUGAUGAAACUGAUUUCCCGCUUCAAGAAUUUGAUGACAAUGUUUUAAAAAUGAUUUUAGUUUUUGCAGUGAUGUUGAGUGGAUAUGCAGUUGCCCUGUCUGUGUCCUUCAUAGGGCUUCCAAAAGCCAAUGCGUACAACGAUUUCUGCCCAGUGGCUGUUGUAAGUCCCUCUACGCCCUUCCGAGUGGACUUUGGUGGUAGUUGGAGAGAUACGGAGGAUAUCUUGAUAUCUAAAGGGUACGAAGCGAAUACUGAUGCUGGUGAUGAUGACGCCGACGAUAAUGAGUACGCAUCGGCAGAUGAAGGUGUUGAUUUAACAGAAAAGGGCAAUGAAGUCAUGGAUGCUGAAUAG
Messenger RNA from Echinococcus granulosus, 1020 nucleotides. RefSeq names its product Guanine nucleotide-binding protein. NCBI's taxonomy places the organism in Eukaryota, Metazoa, Platyhelminthes, Cestoda, Cyclophyllidea, Taeniidae. The coding region runs from base 1 to 1020 and encodes 339 amino acids. The transcript has 7 exons. Gene Ontology annotation, cellular component: nucleolus. The record is from RefSeq and is a predicted model, not a curated record.